Molecule: messenger RNA, 2370 nt
Organism: Emiliania huxleyi CCMP1516
Lineage: Eukaryota; Haptophyta; Isochrysidales; Noelaerhabdaceae
Exons: 7
Coding region: 1-2370 (789 amino acids)
Biological process (GO): proteolysis
Molecular function (GO): serine-type endopeptidase activity
Source: RefSeq, a predicted model, not a curated record
AUGUUGCAGUGCUUGUCCUUCUGCCCGCUCAACACAAAUUCCUGGCAGACAAAGUGCAACUGGCACAAGUGCGGUGGCUGCUCAAACCACUGUUUAACUCAGUGCAAGCACCACUGCACGACAAACUUUUCGCCGUGGAGCCUCAAGUGCACCUGGGGUGACUGUCGCGGCUGCUUCCCAAACUGCCGGGUCUCGCAACACGUCGAGCACUUUUGUGGCGGAUCCCUCGUGAACAAGCGGUGGGUGCUCACCGCCGCGCAUUGCGUGUACAACAAGGUCGACUUAAUCACCAUGUCUGCGAUCAUCGGCCUAGAUAGGGAGGACGUGCUUCGGAACGCAGGCGGCGACCCCGGUCAGGUGGGAGACGAAUGCGUGGAGGUGAUAAAGGUGGCUGAGGUCAUCGUACACGAGGGCUACACAAACAGAGGGAGCAGGAACCAAAGCAACGACAUCGCCCUGAUCCGGCUCGCCACCGAUUCGCUUUACCCGCCCAUCACGACCCUCGACAGCGCCGGCCUCCCAGCGGCGAGCAUGGACGACUCGGCGGCAUCUGCGGAUCUGCAAAUCGCCGGAUGGGGGAAGACGACCGCGUCGAGCAGCUUCUACGACGGCCCGGCUAGGCAGACCACGGUGCCAAUCAUGGACUUUACUCGGUGCAGGUCGAUCUUUGAGCUUGAACGGGACAUUUCAGAGGCGGGUGACAUGAUCUGCGCCGGCGGAGACGGCCUCGACUCCUGCGCAGGAGACUUGGGCGGCCCGCUCUUCAGUGGCGAGGUGAAGGACCGCGUCCUCGUCGGGCUGGUGAGCUUUGGGCUGAUCGGUUCGUGCGGCCAAGGCGGCGUCUACACGCGGGUGGCGCACUACAGGGACUGGAUCUGCAGGGUCACGGGCGGGGACGUGUGCCCGUCCCCCCCCUCCCCGGCCCUGCCCCCGUCAUCGCCGGCGCCACCACUGCCUCCACCAUUCCCGCCCUCUCCGCCGCCCGCAUCACCGGCGCCGCCCACUCCUCCACCGCCGCCGUUGCCGCCGAACUCGGUCGUGUCUACAGAGUGUGGCUGCUCUCCUGCAACGUGGACACUUGCCAUGUCCGCGAACUCUCCAUGCAGGGUCACGUGCCUCUUGGUCGACCCAGGGUUCGACGAGGCGAGCCCCAGCGACGUCUACAUCGCCUUCGCCAACGACUGCCCGGACAUGCAAAGCAUCUUUGGUCCCCUUCCGCAAGAGUUCCUAGACUAUGACCAUCUGACGUACUCGAGAGUGGAGACCCAGUACUCGAGCAGCGGGCUCGCAGUCUCCUUUGACGCCCCCGUCGAUCUUGCUUCGUGCGGCGGCACGCCGACGUACGCAGUGUCUGCCGGCGUUGGCCAAGAGUACAAUUCGAUCCUUUCGGGGUCGAGGUCGACCAACUGCGCAAGUGGCGACUAUCUUGUCCACCGAUGCAUCGUCAGGAAUGGCCGCAAGCGGUGCGGGAACGUCUGCCUGCGAUGGUUUCGAUGGUAUAAGGCCAUCACCAACAGCGGCAGCGCCAGCCCUCCUCCGCCGUUGCCGUUGCCACCGCCACUGCCACCACUACCGCCGCCACGCCCGCCGUCACUGCCAAACGCGGCUUGUAAGAUCGGAUGCCGCGGGCUGACUUGCGCCGACCACAGCUUCUUGCCCUGUAGCACCCUUGCCCAGUAUGGCACACUCCACUACGAGGCCCAACUGCCUGUCAGCGAGGAGGACACCACCAUCGGCAACAUCGUCGACACCGUGGAGGCGAGGCCGGCUGAGAGAUUCUCCGAGAUCGCCGCACCGUCUCUGACCACGGGCAUUUGCGCCCAACAGGCGGCCAUGGGGGCCACGGAGGAGUCUGAAAUCGAGCUCCUGCAGCAGGAUGGUCCGAUUACCUUUUACAUCGCGGACGGGCAGCAGGUCACUGGCGACCAGAUUAAGACGGCCGUCAAGUCACAGUGCUAUGAGGGCAGCGAGUGCGACGUCAACGCAACCGAAACGCAUGCCGAGCUCCAUCGCUGGCGCGGCGUGCAAGUGCAAGCGGAGUCAGCGGGGUCGGAGAUCGACGUUGCCAUCGAGGCCACUUCUCUGGGCUCGAGCUGCGAGAUUGGCGAUGUCAGCUCGGCGCUCGCCCACACGACAGGCUCCAACGUGUCGACCGUGUCCGAGGACUGCGUCGCACCGCCGAGGCCGCCGCCGUCGCCGCCGCCGUCACCGCCGUCUAUACCGCCGUCGCCCUCGCCGCCGCCGCCGUCGCUGCCGCCGGCCCCGCCGCCACCGGCCCCUCCGCCGCCCACUCCGCCGCCGCCGUCGCUGUCGCCCUCGCCGCCGCCAGCGGAAACCGCUCGCAAUCGGGCCAUGACGUGCCCCUCUUAG